AUGAACGAUAUUGACCUCGAGCCCGAGCUCGAGCUUUCAGUAUUGAACCCCCACCCCGAGAGGGUCCCAGGACCUCGCCUUCUUCACCAGCUCGUGAAGUGUACAUCAUACACCACGCCACCGGCGAUUCACUACCUGGAUAGCCAUGGAAAGGAGUCGUUACUAUCGUAUUCGCAGCUGCACCACGCGGCUGAUAAGCUGGCCAGCCGGGUCGUUUGUUCCGUCGAGAAGGCAUCGGCAUCAGAAGAUUUUGUGGUGCCGCUUCUCGUUCCUCAGUCUCCUCAUCUUUAUAUUGCCAUUCUCGCCAUCCUUAAAGCCGGCGGCGCCUUCUGCCCUUUGAAUCUAGACGCCCCUCCCGAGAGAGUGAGAUUCAUCCUUCAAGAUGUAUCGGCAAAGGUAGUGAUUGUCAGCCGAGACAUGGUUUCGAAGAUCCCAGCAGAUGAGCCAGACAGAGUCGUCUUAAUAGUGGACGAAGAUGAAGUAGAGAAGUCGGCUUCAUCAACACAUGGUUCAUUCCGCGAUCCUGAGCCGCGCAGCCUGGCCUAUGUUAUGUAUACAUCUGGGUCCACCGGCACACCAAAAGGCGUUGGUGUCUCACAUGAUGCUGCAGCUCAGAGCCUCCUCGCCCACGACCGACAUAUUCCGCCAUUCAAGCGCUUCCUCCAGUUCGCCUCACCGACAUUCGAUGUAUCAGUGUUCGAAAUAUUCUUUCCUCUGUUCCGUGGAUCCACGCUAGUCGCUUGCGAUCGCGGUCGUAUGCUCAAUGACUUGCCAGCUGUCAUAAGGACGUUGCAAGUUGACGCAUGCGAAUUGACACCAACUGUUGCCGGCAGCCUUCUCCGAUCACGGAAAAAUGUUCCUUGCCUAAAUUUGCUCCUGACAAUCGGCGAGAUGUUGACCGAGUCUGUGAUUCGCGAGUUUGGCGGUACCGAGGACUCAGAGGGCAUACUGUGGGGCAUGUACGGACCUACAGAAGCUGCAAUUCAUUGUACUGUUCGACCAGAAUACCCCAGAGAUUCUUCUCCUUCGAUUAUUGGAUUUCCUUUGGACUCUGUGUCUUGUUUUGUCGCCUCGAUACCUCAAGAGGGUAAUGCGUAUGAGUUCAGGAUACUCCCACGAGGCGAGCCGGGUGAACUUGUUGUCGGAGGACACCAACUAGCCAACUGUUAUUUGAAUAGGCUGGAACAAACGCAAUCCGCAUUUCUCGACACCCCAUAUGGCCGCGUCUAUCGCACAGGAGACAAGGCCAUCAUGAAGAGCGACGGAACCCUGGAAUGUCUUGGGAGGAUAUCCGACGGUCAGGUUAAGCUGCGCGGUCAAAGAAUCGAACUAGGCGAGAUUGAGCAAGCAGCUAUGCGAACCAGAGGAUGCCACAGCGCUGUCGCCAUGGUUCUUGGAGGCAUCCUUGUUGCAUUCUGUGCCGUCGACGACACUUCAGCAACUUCAAGGGACCAAGCGGAAGAGGUCAUCAACACUUGUCGAACAUGGCUGCCAUCCUUCAUGGUACCGGGAGAUGUGGUUGUCAGGACCAGCUUCCCAAGAUUACCAUCGGGAAAAGUCGACCGAAAACAUCUCAGGAGCGAGUAUGAGACUAGACUUAUGUCACAGACUACGUCUCACACAGAACCGGCGGACCCAAUGGAGCAAGAAGUGGCAGCGAUUGUGUUCAAGUCACUAGGUGUUCCGGUUUCAGCGUCAACGCAACUUGCAUCUUCGGGUGUCGAUUCUCUGAGGGCCAUCAGGCUUGCUUCAGCGUUGCGAGAUGGCGGAUUCCAAGCGUCGGCAGCGGAUAUUCUCGGAUCUAAGACUCUAUCGGCCUUGUGCACGAUACUAAGACCAGCUUCAAAGGCAAGAUGUGACGAAGCAGGCUCCCAGAACAACGCUAUGGACCCAUCCGAGAUAAAUCUUACCCGUUUGCUCGAGUGGCAUCCAGACCUCUCGCCAGUGCUUGCUGAGACCGAACGUGUGCAGUGGUGUACCCCACUGCAGAGCUCCAUGCUUGCCGAGACUUCUAUCAACCCUCAAGCCUACUGCAACUGGAUCAAGCUUGAGUUCCCAGCCAAUAAUACGACUCAGGAUAUUGAAAAAUGGACACACCAUAUGGCAGAAAAUAACGAGGUUCUGCGGUCAGGAUUCGUAUCUCUCAACGCUGGCUUCGCACAGGUUGUGUAUCAGAGGCUGCCGCAUACUGCGGUUCAGUUGGUAGAGAACUUCAAUCACGACUUCUGCUUGGCGUCUGACGAGGACUAUUUACAUCCGUUCAGAGCCCAGAUUCGCGAGGGCAAUGCAGAAAGUGGGCCAACGCUCCUCCUACAAGUACACCACUCGCAAUACGACGGGUGGUCGGCCGACAUAUUGGUUGAAGACUAUUCCUUCUUGCUGGCCUCUCGAUUGCCAGAAACACGACCGCAAUUUCGGGAUGUCGCUAGAUUCUACGCCGAUCCCACCACCAACAUCCAGAUGGAUGAGGCUCGUAGCUUCUGGGCUGACCAUAUGCUUGGCUGGCAACGCCACAAUCUGCCACGCUUGAUGGAACGCCCCGUCGAAACCCCCCAAGCUCAGAUGGUGUCCAGGAGACUGAAUAUCCCGCAAAGGGCUCUUGACGGGGCAACCUCGCGAUUCAGUUGUCAUCCACAGGUCUUUUUCCAAGCUGGUCUUCUCUGGCUUUGGGCUGGACUGCAAGGGCAAAAUGAUGUUGUUAUUGGAUCGGUCUCGUCUGGUAGGACGAUCCCAGUGGCGAGCGUCGAGCGUGUGAUCGGUCCUUGUAUCACGACAACACCACUGAGAGUCAACCUUGCUAACCUCACGACCAUUGCUGACCUUGUUCGCGAUAUCCACUCGAAAAAUCGCCAAGUCCUCCAGCAUGGUAUUUUGCCACUCUCCGACAUCAAGAAAAUCGCAGGAGUCAACCCCGGCGAUGCACUCUUCGACAUGCUUUUUGUAUAUCAGGAGUCUCUCUACAGCCAACAACAGCGUCAAGGCCAGGUCAAAAUUGUUUCCCACAGAGACUUCUUGGAGACCAAUUGCCUUGUCGAGAUUGAACCUUCUCCCAACGGGCCGACAUGUCGACUCACCUACCGUACGAGUGCAAUUUCCGCUCAACACAUCGACAUGCUGAUGGAACAGCUUGGGUCGGUGGUUAUGCACCUUAUUUGUCAACCGGAAAACGGCAUAGCUUCUAUUGGGAAGGCUUUGCCUCGGGAGCUGACGUCGAUUUUCAAUGCCAACCCUUCGACUCUUUCGGGAAUUCCAGAUUUGGCGGCAAGCUUUGAACAAUCGGCAGACCUCACGCCCGAUUCUACAGCAAUAAGCUUCGCCAAGUCUCUGCAUCAAGAUGCAAUCGAAACAAUCUCAUUCAGCACCCUCAACUCCCUCUCCAACAGAAUUGCUCGCUAUCUACAAGAGCAAGGAGCCAAAGAAGGGGACAUUGUUGGUUUGGUAAUGGAGAAGUCGAUCGACCUAUACGCGGCGAUGCUCGGAAUCCUCAAGGCGGGCUGCGCAUAUUUGCCGCUUCUACCCACCACACCAGCAGAGAGGAUCAGAGUCAUCCUAGCUCAGGCUGAGGUCCAACUCUGUGUGGCCGACGCAAAAGUAUCAACAACCCUGGAGGGUCUAUCUAAUUCCAAGUUUAUGGACAUCCAAUCGAUCGACAUGUCUGGCUUUGCGAAUGCCAACCUGCGCCUGCCCCCAAACCCUUCUCGGCCCGCAUAUGUCAUUUACACUUCCGGAACAACAGGCACCCCGAAGGGCGUAGUUGUCACCCAAGGGAAUGUUAUGAGCAACCUCAACGUCUUGUCCAAGUUAUACCCCCACAGCAACCGUUCCCGUCUUCUGCAAGCAUGUUCACAAGCGUUUGACGUAUCCGUUUUUGAAAUUUUCUUUACUUGGAAGGUUGGUGCAUGCUUGUGUUCCGGUACCAAUGAUACCCUGUUCGAAGACUUGGAGCGCGCCAUUCGAUUCUUGGAGUGUACUCAUCUAAGCAUGACACCAACGGUGGCUUCUUUGGUUGACCCUCGCAAUGUGCCCACUGUCGAGUUUCUUGUCACUGCAGGCGAGCCCAUGACCGCAGUCGUGGCUGAAAAGUGGACAGGCUAUCUAUUUCAAGGUUACGGACCAGCAGAGACAACGAACAUCUGUACCGUCAAAAAGAUGAAGCCCGGGGACUUCAUCGACCAUCUGGGCUUCUCAUUUGAGAAUACUUCCACCUUUGUUCUCGAUUCCGCUACUACCGAUAUCGUCCCUAUCGGUUGUGUUGGUGAACUCUGUUUUGGAGGUGAUCAAGUCGCGGCGGGCUAUCUGGGCAUGCCCGAACUCACCAACGCAAAGUUUGUUGACCAUCCUCACUUUGGAAGGAUAUAUAGGUCUGGCGAUAUGGGCCGAAUGCUGCCAGAUGGCUCCCUGAUGGUACUCGGCCGAAUGGACGACCAGCUGAAACUGCGUGGACAGCGGAUUGACACGGGCGAGAUAAGCAGUGUCCUCACAACCUCUGGCCUCGCAUCUUCAAGCGCUGUUGUCAUCGUCAGCCGUGCCAACUCUUCCGCGUCGCAGUUGGCGGUCUUCUACGUGCCUGUUGGCUAUACACAACCUAAUCACAAGACUUUGGUGAUCGACGACAAACUCUCUGAAACAAACAAUACCCUUUUUGGACUCCUUCGAUCUCGGCUACCGGGUUACAUGGUGCCCACCUACUUGGUCCCCAUCAGCUCUGUACCCCUGACUUCAAGUGGUAAGAUUGACAGAGCCAAAUUGCAGUCAUCUUUCCGAGAGUUGGAUCGGCAAUACUUGGAUUGUGCGGCAGGCAGUUUACCCGAGAAUACAAACGACGAUUCAUGGUCAGAAAACGAAAAGACAAUCCGCACAGCUCUUUCUGAGGUGCUCAACGUCCCGGUGGAGGAUAUCACUCGAUGGCAGCCGUUUGCUGCUGUCGGAUUAGACUCCAUCUCGGCAAUCUCUCUCGCAAGGCGCAUUCAGAGUGUCUUGCAGCACCGAGUGCCUGUGUCGGUAGUUCUACGAGCCGGAUGCGUGGCUCGGCUGGCCCAAGAAUUGCAGCCACGAGAACUCGAAGCAGCUUCCAGUGGCGCUCUCAGGACGGCGAUGAUAUAUCCCGAAACUGUUAUUGAACAAAUCAAGGAAACCUUUUCGAAGGAGGGGAAGACAGUAUCGGCAGUUCUGCCCUGCACUCCGCUCCAAGAAGCUAUGCUCUCUUCGACAAAGAGCUCUUCUUACUCCAACCACAUGGUUUUUAAACUCCAUGUUUCUGAGGCAAAAAUGAAAGAAUACUGGGAACACAUGCAUCGUCGGCAUGGAAUCCUACGAACGUGCUUCAUCUCAACUAGAGAUGCCAAACAUGCUGUUGCCCAAGUGGUGCUCGAAUAUUUACCAAUGCCAUGGCAUGUCGUGGAAGUAGGAGGCUUGCGGGAAGCGACUGACCAACACGCGCAAAAGGUUCCAGAUGCGUUGGAUUCCAACACUCCUCCAGUAUCACUCGCUGUACUCAAGACCGAAAAGGGUGUAUACCUCUCCUUUUCGUGCCAUCAUGCACUGUACGAUGGUGUAGCGAUGGAUGCGCUACUUGCCGAGGUUGAACAACUCGCGACUGGAAAGAGCCUCGAUGCUCCAGCCGACUAUAUGCCGGUUCUUUUGGAGGUUCUCAACGCACCCGGCGGCGCAAGCGAAUUUUGGAAAAGCCAUUUCGAGAGCUUCAGGCCUACGCAACACCAGAUUUCUGCAAAGGUACCAAAUGCUGUCCACGACGAAUCGACAAAGACAAUGAAUAAGCCUCUAGAAAUCCCACUCGAUCAACUCCAUGACUUUUGCAAGACAUUGGGGGUUUCUCCACUUUCUUUAUUCCAAACAGCCUGGGCUGUCCUUCUAUCCAUUGUCUAUGGAGAGACAGACGUCUGUUUCGGUAACGUUAUGAGCGGCAGGGCGCUGUCAUUGGACGGCAUCGAUCGCCUGGUUGCUCCUUGUUUCAACACGUUACCAGUCAGGACUGAGAUAUCUCCAUCGACCCAGCUCCUAGCUUUGCUCAAGCAAUUUCACACCCUCAACCCUCAGCUGUUGGAAUAUCAAUUCACGCCCUUGCGUUCAAUCCAGACCCAAGUAUCGAAGAGCGGAAAGAAACUUUUCGACUCUCUUCUACUCCUGCAACAGCCGAGGGCAGAGCGUUUGUCCUCUGUAUGGGAGUUGCUCGAAGACAGCGGGACGAUGGAUGUACCUCUUGUUUGUGAGCUCACACCUCAUCCAUCCAAGAACAUCAUGGAUGUCACACUCCACUCAAAUGGCCAAUCUAUGACCGAAGAUGCUGUUGCCGGGCUUCUGGGCCUGUUUUUCCAGGUUGUUUCUCGGAUUAUAACACAUCCGGCAUCAAGCGUAUUGACCCGAGAAAACUUGACACCGGAGUCUCUACAGGCUCUAGACAGACUGGUUGUCGACGCCACUUUUGAUCAAGCCGACCAGCCAGAUAUAGCGGAACUUUCGGAUGAGGAAGACUGGAGUGAGAGAGAAAGCCAGAUCCGUUCAAUUGUGGCUGAGCUCUCGAAUACACCUGUAUCGAAGAUUAGAAGGAGUACUUCUAUUUUUCAGCUGGGUCUGGAUAGCAUCAACGCAGUGCAGCUCGCGGCUAUGAUGCGAGAACAAGGCCUGGAGAUGUCUGCAUUGAACGUCAUCGAGUUUCCAACCUGUGCAAAGAUGGCAAGCUGCAUCGGAACCUCGUCAAGCCAAGAGAUGGUGCAGUACGAUUUCGCCAAAUUUGAGCAAGACGUUGGGGGCCCUGCUUGGCCUGGUUGCGACAAGGUCUUGCCGUGUUCGCCGCUACAGUGUGCUAUGCUCAGCGACUUCAUUCAGUCAGGGGGCAAAGACUACCUCAACUACAUGUCUUUUGUUCUCAAGGAUGCCAUAUCACUGAAUCAGAUCAGAGACGCAUGGAAACCCCUACUCCAACACCAUGAAAUACUGAGGACUGGUUUCAUGCCAACACAGCAUCGGGACGCCUCAUUCGCAAUGGUACAAUACUCUGCGAUGGAAUUUCAGCUGCCUCUCAUAGUAUCCAAUGAUGUAGCCGAUCACUUCAACGUGGCGAAGUGGAAACUGGACACCGCUCACAAUGUCCUGCAUUCUUUGCAUCGACCCCCAUGGGCGCUAGCUCUUGAAUGUGGAACCUCGAUUACGAUGCACAUCAUCAUGCAUCACGCUCUAUACGAUGCAUACUCUCUGCAGCUGAUUCUAAAAGAUCUUUCUUUGUGUCUUUCAGGCAGACUCAUGUCAGAUCACCCUUCGAUAGAGCGAGCAGUCUCGCCAAGCCUGCAAGCUUCUGUCAAACCCGGCCAUUCCCAAGGCUUCUGGGAGCAGAAGGCUUCUGAAGUUGUGGUCAACCGCUUCCCAACAUUAACGCCUUUGACGGAAAAGUCUCCUGAUCUUCUUUCGGAGAGCAAAUUCUCCGGUACAACCUUCGCCGGCCUCACGGACAAUGCGAGGAAAGUUGGCAUCUCGAUCCAGGCAAUCUUGGAAGCAGCCUGGACCAGAGUUCUCUCGGCAUACCUCGGAGAAGAGGAUGUCGUGUUCGGCGUGGUUCUUUCUGGUCGUAUGGACGAGGAAGCCGAGAAUGCUGUCUUCCCGUGCAUCAACACGGUCCCAGUAAUCGCACACAACAAAACGUCAAAUUCAGAACUUCUCCAUCAACUCUUUGGCUAUAACAACCAGCUCGUCAAGCAUCAGGGUGCCCCACUUGCACAGAUUCAGAGAUGGCUUGGACAUCCGAACACAAGAGUGUUUGAUACGCUACUCGUGUACCAGCGGGCGCCGGAAAAUAACCUGGAUUUUCCAUGGCAAGUCUUGGCCGAUGAGGGUAACUUGGACUAUCCGGUGUCCAUGGAGGUUGAGCCGCUUUCCUGUGGGAAGAUCCAGUUGCGACUCACUUUCAGAACCGACGUCCUGCCUAGGCCCCAGGCAUUGCAUUUGUUGGAUCAGUUUGACGCUGCAAUGCAACAUCUGGCUCAGAGGCCGGACGAAAGCGCGUACGAUCUGUGGACCAGUCAUUCAUCUAUCUUUUCCAUCCUACCACCACUGGAGCCCACGAUCCCUUCCGAGGAACAGUUUUUGCACAGUUUCGUAGAGACUAAGGCCCAAGCUUGCCCAGACAAGCUUGCUUUGGAGUUCGUUACCGGUUUUGAAGGUGAAACCCCGAUAUCGAAACACUGGACUUUCCGCGAGCUCAACGAGCGGGGGAACCAAGUCGCAAAUGUUUUGGGACCUUAUGCUCAGACUGGACACACUAUUGCCAUUCAUUUUGACAAGUGCGCGGAAGCGAUCUUCUCAAUUCUCGGUAUCCUCAAAGCAGGCUGCGCGUUCUUGGCUCUUGAUCCGUCUGCUCCAAAAACGAGAAAGGAAUUCAUCCUGAAAGACUCGGGUGCGCUGGCACUGCUGACCAACACCGACAUAGACUUCGCUGUUGAGCAGCCUCACAUCCACGUGGAUGACGCUUUGCUCAAUAGUGCAUCUCCGAUCUUCACCUCUCCCAAGUCUCUGAGUGUGCAGGACAACUCAUACUGUCUUUACACCUCCGGCACUACCGGAACCCCAAAAGGAUGCGAAAUCACCCACGAGAACGCCGUGCAGGCGAUGAAAGCAUUCCAAAGACUAUUUGACGGUCACUGGAAUGAGGAUUCGAGGUGGAUGCAGUUCGCUUCGUUCCAUUUCGAUGUCUCGGUCUUGGAACAAUACUGGAGUUGGUCAGUGGGAAUACCUUUAGUUGCCGCCCCGAGGGAUCUCAUCCUCGACGACCUUGCUGGCGCAAUUCGCCGCCUCAACAUUACUCAUCUUGAUCUUACACCCAGCUUGGCACGCCUCCUUGAUCCGUCGGAGGUGCCAAGUCUAUCGAAGGGAGUAUUUAUCACAGGUGGCGAGGCUCUAAAACAAGAGAUCCUGGACGUUUGGGGACCCGUUGGCGUCAUUUACAACGCCUAUGGCCCAACCGAAGCCACUAUAGGUGUCACCAUGUACCAACGAGUUCCACAGAACGGUCGAGCUUCCAACAUUGGCAAACAAUUUGACAAUGUGGGUUCAUUUGUUCUGCUACCGGGCACAGACAUUCCCGUCAUGAAGGGCGCCGUUGGUGAGCUCUGUGUGUCUGGAAAGCUGGUUGGUAAAGGAUACCUUAACCGGCCCGAGUUGACUCAAGAACGGUUUCCGUUCCUUGAGGGAUUUUGCGAGCGUGUUUACCGCACUGGUGAUCUUGUCAGGCUGUUGCAUGACGGAUGCUUUGACUUUCUUGGACGUGCCGACGAUCAGGUCAAACUGAGAGGACAACGUCUCGAGAUUGGAGAGAUCAAUCACUCUAUCCGCACACGUGUUUCCGAGGUCAGCGACGUCGCUACCUUGGUGACAAAGCAUGGAAGCUUGGACAAGGACCUGCUCGUAACCUUCGUCAGCUGCGAUUCAAAAACUGCUUCGAAGGGGGAGCUCCGAGUUCUCAACGAAGAAAAUACAGCCCGCCUUGUCCGGUCUGUUCAGAAGGCAUGCCGAGACACACUACCCGGGUACAUGGUGCCAUCCUAUAUCUUCCAGGUUCCUUUCAUUCCUCUUUCUCCCAACAACAAGGCGGAUAUCAAGCAGCUGAACCAGCUUUUCCGUAGUCUUACGCCCGAAAAGCUGGUCCGACUUUCGCCAUCAUCAAGAGCAGUUUCCGAACCUGUCAACGAGACUCAACGACGAGUUUUAUCGACCAUGCGAGAAUUUUUAGACGGAGACGCCAAUAUCUCUUUAUCUAGCAACAUCUUUGAUCUGGGAAUUGACUCCAUUUCCGCACUAAGGCUAUCCCGGUUGUUGCGUAGAAAUGGCCUGAUGGACGCGUCCCCUAAAGUCAUACUGAGAAACCCGGCUUUAGCAGACCUGGCCGAAGCCCUCCAGCAUCAUGAGUCAUCCAAAGAAAGCAAUGGUGUUCAAGAAGCACGACAGCUCAUUCAAGCUUUUGGCCACCGCUACCGGUCUCUGGCUACCAAAGAACUUGGAGUUGCCGAUGACGACGACAUCGAAUACGUCGCUCCAUGCACACCCCUUCAGGAGGGCAUGCUCUCUCGAUUUAUGUCAGAUCAGGAUGAAGGGGCUUACUUCACAGCCUUCCGACUCAAGCUUGCCCCGGAAGUAUCGAUUGCGAAGCUCAAGGAUGCUUGUGAGAGGUUGGUCCAAUCACAUGCCAUCCUUCGCACCAGCUUCAUCCAGACACCAGCAGGUUUCGCUCAGGUCGCCAUCAAAUCUACCGGCCUUUCUUGGAGGGACCUAAGGGCACAAGAUUCCACCGAUAUUGAAUCGCAGCUUUCCAAUGCGCUGCCUGACUUGAUACAAAAGAAUAGCAAGAACGUGUGCAAGCCUUUCGAGUUGAUCGUUGCUCAGGUUGACGACCAGCCUGUUCUAGUCGUUCACAUUUUCCACGCGCUCUAUGACGGCAUAAGUUUCGAGGCCAUGCUACGUUGGGUCUCAGCAGACUUUUUUGAUAGGGAACACGAGACCGCACCGUCCUUCUUCGACACCCUGUCACAUGGUCCUUUGGCUAACUACGACUCAAGCCGCCUGUUCUGGGUCGAACACCUAAGCAGUUGUUCAUUUGACACUCUACCCAGACUUCGGGUGGGCGGUGCUACGGCUGUCGUUACCAAGACGAAAACCUACUCAGCACGUAACCUAGAGACUCUGCGAAGAUCACUCAACGUCACUCUCCAAUCCGUGGUUCUUGCUUUGUGGACAUCAGUCUUCAAGAAGCAUUUCCCGGUAAACGCGGCCACUGGAGUCAUCGUAUCAGGCCGAUCCAUCGACAUGGAUCAGAUUGAGAACACCAUCGGGCCGUUAUUCAACACACUGCUGUUCUACGCCGGGAUCAAGGAAGGGGAUACAUGGCUGUCUCUGAUCCAGAAAUGUCACGAGUUCAACACCUCGGUCUUACAGUUCCAGCAUGUUCCAUUGCGGAAUAUCCAAAAAUGGUGCACAAAGUCCAGAGGUCGCCCCAUUUUUGAAAACCUCUUCGUUUUCCAGAUCGAAUCUCGCCAGUCGGCCGAGCAAUCCAGGAUGUGGUCCAUCAUGGAUGAUUACAGUAUGUCCGACUACCCGUUGGCUUUCGAAGCGUCGGCUACCCCUGACGGCCAGCUUCGUGUCCAGAUUGUUGCACACGGAGAUUUAGCCGAUGAUGUGACUUUGGAUUGUUUGUUCGAAGAGAUUGAUGAAGCCAUGGCCGACGUCACGUCGAGUGGCACGCAUUCUUUGCCUGUCACCGAGAAUCCAUCGAGACAAGCCUCGACGACGGCGUCUCCCCGAACAUCCCUGACCUCAAGACCCGAGUCCAUUGACGGCGACGCGAUUAUAGAUCAUCGCCUUGACUUGAACCCGUCGGAAUUUGACUGGACGCCGGCCGCUUUGGCUUUGAGAAAAGAAGUCGCAGCCUUGUCAGGUUCUUCUGAAGAGAGCAUCAACGAGGACAUGGCACUUCUUGCACUGGGUCUCGACAGUAUAGAUCUCGUCAAGCUAUCCGCCCGGCUCAAGCAUAUCGGCUACGAGCUCACUCUAUCUCAGCUCUUGCGGUCGCAAACUAUCGCUGAGAUGGCAAAGAUCCUGAACGAAAAGAAGCCAUCCUCGUCGGAGAUUGACAAACAACCCGAUUUUGAGCAACUCAAAUCUCGUCUCUGGAGGGCCGUUGAGAUGACAAAUUUUGACCUUCAAGGGGUGGAAGCUGUCUUGCCGCCAACCCCUCCUCAAGAGUCUAUGGUAGCUGACAUGCUGCAGUCGGACUUUGAGCAGUACUUCAAUCACGAUAUUCUGGAACUAGAUGAUGGACUGGAUGUUGUACAGUUUGAAAAGGCUUGGCAUCAAGUUAUUGAGCACUCCCCCAUCUUGCGAACAGUUUUCGUCCAAAUCGAGGAUCCCAGCCUGGAACAGACUUUUUGCCAAGUCGUCCAGCGGUCGAACCCUCUCGAAAUCUCCAAACAAGAAGCAAAAGACAUGGCCGAUGUUCAAAGUUUAGUCAACACGCAUAAAGAAAAGGCCAGAGAUGCUCAAGGGAGUGCAAAUUUGCUUCAACUUUCAGUUGUCUCAGUCGGCGGCCGGUCGCUGCUAGUACUCUCGAUCGCGCACGCUCUCUACGAUGGUUGGUCUUUGGCUCUAUUGCACCAGGAUGUUGUCUCCGCCUAUGAGAAGCAACUUGCUCCGCGUCCCCCGAAUGAGCCAUUCCUCCAAAGCCUUAUCAAGACGCCGACCGACCAGUCAAGGAAGUUCUGGUCCCAAUACCUUGCGAAUACUCACCCAUCCCUUCUACCUGAGAGAAAUUCUUCCGGUCAAUCAUCGAGGAACACAACUCACAGAACAGAGGCUAUCUCGAGUAUCACUCUUGAUCAAGCGACGUCGUUCUGCAAACACCAUGCCGUGAGCCUACAAGCUCUGGGUCAAGCCUGCUGGGCUUCAACACUCGCAACUCUGCUUCAAAUUCUCGAGGUCACAUUCGGCGUCGUCUUGGCCGGUCGAGACUCGGAACAAGCACAGAAUUUGAUGUUCCCAACCAUGAACACGGUGGCUGUGCGCUGUUUUCUCCAUGGAUCAACUACGGGGUUCUUGCAUUACCUGCAAGAGAGCAUGGGAGACAUCACAGAGUUCCAGCACUACCCUCUUCGUAAAGCCCAGAGUUUCGCGGGAGGGCGCUUGUUCAACACCCUGUUCAUACUACAAAAGAACCCUGGUUCUGAGCCUGAGAAUGCCAUCAUGAGAUCCGUUCAAGGCUCUUCAGCGACAGAGUUCGCGGUGUGCGCCGAGUUGGAAGUUACGGCGAAGAGCCUCAUCUGGCGCGUCGCAGGACAAGACGCCUUUGUGUCUGAGAAGGCGACACACCAGCUCCUCCAUCAACUUGACAGGGCGCUUCAGUGUAUCGUUGAGACGCCAGACGACAAUCUCCUUCACUUUGAGGGAGACGAUGUCUCUAUCUGCAGAUUGCCGCCGUUCCAAACUCAAAAGUCGGUUCAUCCAGCCUCGAAGACUGACCCAGCUGGCGUUUUGCACGCAAAGAAUGACGAAUGGACAAACUCUGAGAUCACCCUUCGAAGAGUGCUCUCUCAAGUUGCGGGAAUUGACAUCAAGUCCAUCGAGAAGAGCCACACCUUAUACAACUUGGGCCUGGACUCCAUUAGCGCCAUAAAGGUCUCUGCGCUUCUCCGAAAAGAAAGUCUCAACAUUGGAGUUCGCGCUCUUUUGACUUCGAGUUCAAUCAAAGAGAUGGCUCGUCAGACUCAGGUCAGCUCUGGCAUCGAAAAGGAUGUAUCCAAGCCCCUGCGGACAUCAAGCACCACCAGGCAAUUCGUGGAUGCAGUCAACAUCAGCGCACUCUUGACCAAUGCCGGACUCGCCGAGUCCGAGGUAGAUCAGAUCUUACCCCCGCUACCAAUGCAAGUAUAUAUGAUAUCGGCAUGGCAGAAUGCUCAAGGACAUGUCUUCUAUCCGGAUUUCUUCUACCGGCUCCGUGGGUCCGUUGAAAAGAGUCGUCUAGAGUCGGCUUGGGCUACUUUGGUUGACUCAGAACCGAUCUUGAGAACUUGUCUCGUAUCGACUGGGGAGAGGUCAACUCCAUUCAUGCAAAUUGUCAUCCAAACUGGAACCGAAGGGCCGUAUCGGCACAUCAUGUUCGAGGAAGAAGUGGCUACGAUGGAUGCAGAACGUUGCUGGCCGCAAGUUCAGCUUCAUGCCCGAUUGGAAGAUGACAAUACGUGGCUGCUUCGCCUGAGCCUCCAGCACUCGUUGUAUGACGGAUUCAGUCUCCCAGGUCUCCUGGGGAAACUUCUUUCAAUACUUCGAGGGGAAUCCCUUCCAACGGAUCCCAAUAUAGACGUGUGGAGGUCCUUCCUUAUGUUGCAGAAGGACGCAGACACAAAAGAGCAAAACAUGGCAUUCUGGACCAAAUACUUGGAAGGAGUUCAUCCGACGCACAUCCGGGAACAUGCAAACUCUAUAGGCGAUGUAUCUCGAGUAUCUCUCCUCGAGCGCUCCGCUGUUCAACAAGUCGCCAGGUUGCAAUCGUCUUGUGCACGAGCUGGCGUUGGCCUUCCAGCACUUUUCUUUGCUGCAAUAGCGAAGACGCUCGAGAAACUCCACGGCGAAUCAUCUGGAUCACAAUCAAAGGGGGUCGUGUUUGGCAUUUACUAUGCCAACAGAUCACUAGCGGAGAACCUAGAAGGCACAUACCCAACGCUCAAUUUGGUCCCACUCAAGGUCAUACUGCAGCACAAUUCCGACAUCUUGCAGGUCGCCAAGAAGAUCCAAGAAGACUUGCACCUCAUCUCAUCGCACUCAACCGUUGGGCUCUGGGAGGUCAAGGACUGGACUGGAGUCGAGAUUGAUUGCUUCGUUAACUUUCUCCACUUUGACAACGAGAGCACCGAAACCUUGCAACAUGGAGAUAUCGCAUUUGAGCCUAUUUCCGAAGCUCGUGUCGUUGAAGAACUCGGACAACGCUUCGGGAGCAAUGAUCAUUCAACAAAAUGUUCAACACGCUGGCUAAAGGACAACGUAGCUCGAGAUGCGUUCCCGAAUGCACUGGAUAUCGAAGCAUCAAUCAUCGCAGGGGACAUGGACAUUGGUGUGUUUGGAACCUCUGCCAAGAUUUCCAAGACGGCUGCCCACGACAUGAUUAUGCUUCUCAGAAGUUAUCUGGGGCAAUUGUAA
Messenger RNA from Colletotrichum graminicola M1.001, 14688 nucleotides. Its product is annotated as amino acid adenylation domain-containing protein. The record is from RefSeq and is a predicted model, not a curated record. NCBI's taxonomy places the organism in Eukaryota, Fungi, Ascomycota, Sordariomycetes, Glomerellales, Glomerellaceae. Gene Ontology annotation, cellular component: cytoplasm. Gene Ontology annotation, molecular function: catalytic activity; phosphopantetheine binding. Gene Ontology annotation, biological process: amino acid activation for nonribosomal peptide biosynthetic process; secondary metabolite biosynthetic process. The transcript has 6 exons. Bases 1 to 14688 code for a protein of 4895 amino acids.